Rhinichthys klamathensis goyatoka is the source of this 2932-nucleotide messenger RNA. RefSeq names its product glycine receptor, alpha 1 (gene glra1). NCBI's taxonomy places the organism in Eukaryota, Metazoa, Chordata, Actinopteri, Cypriniformes, Leuciscidae. Gene Ontology annotation, biological process: signal transduction; nervous system process; regulation of membrane potential. Gene Ontology annotation, molecular function: extracellularly glycine-gated chloride channel activity; glycine binding; transmembrane signaling receptor activity. The record is from RefSeq and is a predicted model, not a curated record. The transcript has 10 exons. Gene Ontology annotation, cellular component: synapse; postsynaptic membrane; plasma membrane. The coding region runs from base 780 to 2156 and encodes 458 amino acids.
GUUGAGAGAGUGUGAGGUGCUUUUUGAGUUUAGUAAAUGACUGCAGCAAGAAAUACUGUGGGGCUGGGGGGCUUCUGAGCGAUGGAACAGACCCUGUGUGCUGAAAUAUCAGCGUUUGGGCUUUUCUGACGAGGAUUCAAGAAAAACAUUGAAACAAAAAAAUGAGCAGCGUUUCUUAACUGGACCAGACAAUGGAAGUAGCUUCAUGCAGCACUGACAAUUCACCCCAGGGAAACAAGUACGUACUAAAUCAGACUACCUCAGCCAGAGGUAGCAAAAACUAACGUGUGGCUCGAAAGCGACACAUUUCUUCACUGGGAUGCAUGCAAAAAGAAGCGCGGAGGAAAAGAGCAGACGCGUAUGUAUAUUUUCCCAAUGACUUUGGUGGCAUUCCAACACUGUGAGGAGAUUUAGUGUGUAGUUUCGUUUGUUUAAAAUGUUUGCGAUGGAGCGUCUUUAGAUAUCCUCGGCGACUACGCAUCUAAUGCUGCUAUGGAUCGUCCGGAAUGAACAUCUGAAUUUAUCUCAUCGAGUUUUUUCCACAGCGCUGCUUCCACCUGAAAUUCCGCAACCCGUAUGAAACAGGAGCUCCUCCGCUUCACCUACACAGCCGCUGUCGGGAAAAUGACCAGCUCGUCUGUAUGCUCUUGAGAUUUGUUUGGCCUUUCUGGGAAUCUGAAACAAGCAAAGGACGAAUUGUGCACCUCAGAAGUGAGAGAAGAAGGAAUUGUAUGGUGCUCUGAGCUGUGACUACAUCUACUCAUCUCCAACCUGACACAAUGUUCGCACUCGGGAUUUAUUUGUGGGAAACUAUUGUAUUUUUCAGCUUGGCAGCGUCCCAACAAGCAGCGGCUCGGAAAGCUGCCUCCCCCAUGCCCCCGUCAGAAUUCCUGGACAAGCUUAUGGGAAAAGUGUCCGGUUAUGAUGCAAGAAUCAGACCAAAUUUCAAAGACCCACAAGGCUCCAAAUCGGAUGGUACUCACAAAAAAGGUCCACCUGUGAACGUAACAUGCAACAUUUUUAUUAACAGUUUUGGAUCUAUUGCUGAAACAACAAUGGAUUACAGAGUGAACAUUUUCCUGAGACAGCAGUGGAAUGACCCUCGGCUGGCCUACAGCGAAUAUCCCGAUGACUCCCUUGACCUUGAUCCCUCCAUGUUGGACUCCAUUUGGAAACCUGAUCUGUUCUUUGCCAAUGAAAAGGGAGCUAAUUUCCAUGAGGUUACCACUGACAAUAAGCUUUUGAGGAUCUCCAAAAAUGGGAAUGUUUUGUACAGUAUAAGAAUAACACUGAUUCUGGCCUGCCCCAUGGACCUGAAGAAUUUCCCUAUGGAUGUGCAGACCUGUAUAAUGCAGCUGGAGAGCUUUGGCUACACGAUGAAUGAUCUUAUAUUUGAGUGGGACGAGAAAGGAGCCGUGCAGGUAGCGGACGGACUGACGUUACCUCAGUUUAUACUGAAGGAAGAGAAGGAUCUGCGCUACUGUACCAAGCACUAUAAUACAGGGAAGUUUACCUGCAUAGAGGCUCGUUUCCACCUGGAGAGACAGAUGGGCUAUUAUCUGAUCCAGAUGUACAUUCCCAGUCUCCUGAUUGUCAUUUUGUCUUGGGUGUCCUUCUGGAUCAACAUGGAUGCUGCUCCUGCCCGUGUAGGCUUGGGCAUCACAACUGUGCUGACCAUGACCACCCAGAGCUCAGGAUCUAGAGCUUCUCUUCCCAAGGUCUCGUAUGUGAAAGCCAUUGACAUUUGGAUGGCAGUGUGCCUUCUCUUUGUGUUCUCUGCUCUGCUGGAGUAUGCGGCCGUCAACUUCAUUGCACGCCAACACAAGGAGCUGCUGCGCUUUCAUAGGAGGAGAAGGCAUCUUAAGGAGGACGAGGCGGGAGACGGGAGAUUCAGCUUCUCCGCCUACGGCAUGGGUCCGGCGUGUCUCCAGGGCAAAGACGGCAUGGCCAUCAAGGGCAACAACAACAACGCACCCACCUCCACCAACCCCCCUGAGAAGACCGUAGAGGAGAUGCGCAAGCUCUUCAUCAGCCGCGCCAAACGGAUCGACACAGUGUCGCGUGUGGCCUUUCCACUGGUCUUCCUCAUUUUUAACAUUUUCUACUGGAUCAUUUACAAGAUCAUCCGCAGCGAGGAUGUUCACAAUAUGAAGUAAAUAAUGCAGUAAAGAGAUCCGAAUACACCCGUCUCUACACCCCUCCCCACGUCCCACCGUGCCCGCCUUUCUCUCACUGCAGUGCUCUCACUCGCUGUCGGUGAUGACGAGUCCCCGGCAGAGGUAUUUAUUCCUCGUUUUUUUCCGUCUUUUUCUCUCCUGUCCUCCUGAAUAAUCCGGACCUGUGCAAUAGCAAUGCAGUAAAAUGCAUGAUAUAUGAAUGUGGCAAUAUAUUUACUAAAAAAAAUGAAAAUGACUCAAAGUAAAUAUUCAACUUAAGAACUUCUGAACUGAUGACUGGGAAUCCAAGUGGAAAACUUGUACAACUUUUUUUGCAACUUGAAGACGCACUGCAUUGCGAGAAUAUGGAGAAACAUUACUGCUGUAAUAUAUCAUAUAUUUAAAUGAUAAUACUUCCAUAAGAAAGUGAUUGAAAAUUCGACUUUUUUUUGGUGUCUCGAGGCAGUUUGGGGCUUCCAUGAUUAUACGAUGAAAACGUCGCAGAGACCGACAUUUGUUUCGGUACAGUACAUGUGUCCUGGAUGUUUCAUUCUGAUGUCGAUUAUUAAUGGAUCUUGAUGAGUGCCAGUGAAAAAAAUAGAUAUAUUUAUUCGAGCUGUGGUCAAUGUGUUCCUCUAUCUGUGCUCAUUUAAACUUUUUUUAUUAUUAUUUUUAAACAUCAGGUUAUGUUCUGUUCAUGUGCCAAACGUCAUCUUUUAGGUUGACCAAAAAAAAUGACAAUUUCAUUUAUUUAUUUACGUGUUCACCGUUUGAUA